AUGAUAAUUCAUCAGGAAAACCCCAUUGCGUUUCUUCACAUUGAUCCCGCCUUCAACCAGCUGCGUCGCCUCGUCCACCAAAACCCAGCCCAUUUGCCAAGCCUUCUGCAGCACCUUGCCUCCUCAAACCCAGACCUCGUCCAGCUGAUCAACGACAACCAGGAGGACUUUUAUCACCUGAUCAACGCGCCGUCUGUUGCUGCGAUGCCACAGGGUCCGCCGCCCGGUGCGCAGGGGCUGCAGCUCUCCCCAGAGGACGCCGAGGCCAUUGAGCGGCUCGUCGCCUUUGGGUUUGACCGCGCCACCGCCGCACAGGCGUACUUUGCGUGUGACAAGGACGAGAAUGCGGCCGCCAACUGGCUGUUUGAGCACGGCAACGAGUGA
Molecule: messenger RNA, 384 nt
Organism: Salpingoeca rosetta
Lineage: Eukaryota; Choanoflagellata; Craspedida; Salpingoecidae
Exons: 5
Coding region: 1-384 (127 amino acids)
Biological process (GO): nucleotide-excision repair; proteasome-mediated ubiquitin-dependent protein catabolic process
Cellular component (GO): cytosol; nucleoplasm
Molecular function (GO): proteasome binding; damaged DNA binding; polyubiquitin modification-dependent protein binding
Source: RefSeq, a predicted model, not a curated record